Fusarium poae is the source of this 1803-nucleotide messenger RNA. RefSeq lists its product as uncharacterized. Gene Ontology annotation, cellular component: nucleus. The record is from RefSeq and is a predicted model, not a curated record. Gene Ontology annotation, molecular function: zinc ion binding; RNA polymerase II cis-regulatory region sequence-specific DNA binding; DNA-binding transcription factor activity, RNA polymerase II-specific. The coding region runs from base 1 to 1803 and encodes 600 amino acids. Lineage: Eukaryota; Fungi; Ascomycota; Sordariomycetes; Hypocreales; Nectriaceae. The transcript has 3 exons. Gene Ontology annotation, biological process: DNA-templated transcription; positive regulation of transcription from RNA polymerase II promoter by galactose.
AUGGCCGACAACCUUGCAACAGGUGUGAAUAUCGUGGAUCACGUGGGACUUGCGUCUAUGUCAAACCCAUCCGACGUCCCGUACUUUCAAAACAUUGAGGACUUAUCCAAAAGUAUCGAGGAACGCGACUCCAUUUUAGGUCGCCUAUUUCCUAACCGAGAUAUAUCAGAUCUUGUCUCACUAUCGGACCAGGAACUUCGUGAGCUUGUCUUGAACUCUGGACCCAGUCCAAAUGGCACGGCUUUGACUUCUCGCUCCCAUAACACACCCAACGGCUCAAUUACCCAAGACUCGCAGUGGGAUGAAGAUCGACGCGAACGUGAUCCACUACCCGCCGAGGCUGAUGAUGUCAACGCCUUGUCCCUUCCGUUAGACCGCCAAGCUUCUUACCUCGGUAUCUCAUCCAUCAGGGCUGCCCUUAGAGCUAUCCUCCAGAUGCGACCUCAGCUGCGUGCCUCACUCGCAUCUCGGCAGGAGACCUAUAAUGAAUGUCCUCCAGUAGGCGAUAAUGGGGUUCAGUACAGUCAGGUAACUCAAUCUCUGACUGAGAACCCUUGUGUCAAGUGGAGUAGAAAGGGUCAGGCACUCGUCGAUGUAUACUUUAAAAGGAUACACAUAAUGACUCCAUUACUUGAUGAAACAUCCUUCCGGACAACCUAUUUAAAGGGUCAACGGCAUGACUCGCCCUGGCUUGCACUGCUGAACAUGGUGCUAGCUAUGGGCAGCAUUGCAGCUAGCAAAUCCAGCGACCGGGACCACUACAAAUACUACACCAGUGCCAUGCGAUAUCUAGAUCUCAGUGCCUUUGGAAGCAGUCACAUUGAAACGCUACAAGCACUUGCUAUCCUCGGAGGUCACUAUUUUCAUUACAUCAACCGGCCUAACAGAGGUAAUGCUAUCCUCGGUGCAGCAUUUCGUAUGGCGAGCGCUCUUGGCUUCCAUCGCGAGCCGUCAGAUCAAGACAAAGAAGAUGCUCAGCUUCAAGUAGUGGAAUUGAGACGACGUAUCUGGUGGUGCCUAGUUUGUCUUGAUACGUCAGCUUCUACGACCUUGGGUAGACCUUCUUUUGGCCGCUUUUGUCCUUCGAUUGAUAUCCAACCACCAAAACUCAGUACCAACACGCAUGGAGAAGUGGACUCAGAACACGACAUGGAAAUAAUGCUUCUGGCCGAGAAUAUUCGCUUUUGCAGGAUCGCGACUGAGAUUCAGGAUAUGCUCACUGUCACUCCUUUUCUCAAACCUGCUGACCGUGAUCGUUUCGAUAAUAUGUUGGUCAACUGGUACGAUAGUCUUCCGUCGAUUCUUAGUGACGAUCAGGAAUCCGAUGAGUUGGUCCAUCUGGGUCGAUGUACCAUGAGAUGGCAAUACUGGAACUUGCGUAUGCUUUUAUGUAGACCAGCACUACUAGACGCUGCGUCAAAACCUGGCAUAUACUCUCAAUCAAUCGACCAAGAUGCCAUAGAAAAGUGCCAGCAACUUUCCAAGAUAGCUGUCGAGGAUAUAGCUCAAAGCUGGAAGAACGAUCAAAUGUCGGGCUGGAAUGCUGUAUGGCAUCUUUACCAGGCAGUCAUGAUUCCACUGCUGAGUAUGGUCUGGCAGCCUCAAAAUUCUUCAAUUUCUGACUGGAAGAGUCAGAUCGAAAUGGUGCUCGGGUUGUUUGAAAGCAUGCGAGACUGGUCCUUGACGGCGCGUUGUAGUAAGAGGGUUGUAGGUCAGAUCUACGAAACAAUAUAUCAAGAUCUGGAUCAAUGGGCGGAUGUAUUGGAUGUUGACGAUAUAUUAAACAUGCUGUGUCAAGAUUGA